AUGUUGGCUGAUUCUUCUUAUGUACUGUAAAAGUUGCCUACUUCAAAGGAUUACAAGGUAGCGAAAUUAAAAUCUCAGAAUGUUUUCAACAUAUUGGAAACGGUAGAAUAUCCAGGGAGGAUCCCAACAGUAUUCACAGAAACUAAAAUCCUCUCAACCUUAUAAAAUGAAGAAAAUAAUAGAACCAUGAUCUAAUGUUUGUAAUUCAAUUUAACCAAUAUUCAAAGGCCAGAACUCCAAUAAAACUUGUCAAUUUACAUUACAUCAACUUAUGACUAAUGUCUUUUGAGAUAUCAACCACUCAAUCAUAGUCAUGCUAUAUUGAAAGGAGUUCGAGCUGAUGAAAUUAAAAUUGGAGAUUCUACCAUUAUUCAGUUGCAUAGCUAUAGUAGAGAUAGUAAAGAGAUCGUAUUUGAGAACAUUGAAAAAAUUGAAGUAGCAGCGAAUACAUUGAAAUCGGUUAAAACAGAUAAGGGCUACUACAUCACAGAGUCAUUGAUAAUUUCAGACUAAGAGAUGACCUGUACAUAAGAAUUCAUAAUUGACAUAUUAUCAGAAGACAGUUAAAACUUAACUAAGCGUGUAAAGUUCUUGAAUUGA
Molecule: messenger RNA, 600 nt
Organism: Stylonychia lemnae
Lineage: Eukaryota; Ciliophora; Spirotrichea; Sporadotrichida; Oxytrichidae
Source: the annotation of a GenBank genome assembly